AUGACAUCGGCUUUGAUUGGAAGGAUAGUGCGGAAGUUAUACAAAUACACUGCGAAGUUAGAUAAUCUCAUCGGCCCUGGCAAGUACUUGGACAAUUCUGUAGAUAAGGUUUUGAUAUUGGGCGGCACUUCAAAUAUCUUUGGAGUGGAAGUGAUAAAGAUAUUGCUAUUUGAAGAGGGUAUAAAUGUAGUUAAUCUAGAUACUGUGGAUCAUAGAGAGCUAGUUUACGAGGAAAACGAGGAAAAUGCCUCUGUUGGGCAUGUAGAGAGUGAAACAGUUAGGCCGAAGGCGGCUAAAGAAGGAGAGUACCAUUUUAUUAAGUGUGAGAGCACUUGCGAUAAAAACCAUGUAUUAGAUGGGCUAAACAAAGUUUUAGAAGGGGAUUAUGGCAUUUCUGUGUUCAUCAACAAUGUGAACGAAGGGUUAUUUGAGUUUAUGCAAGGGGGUACAGAUCCUCCUUUGUCACACGCACCGCUAGACCUCAAAAGAAACUCAUUUAUCCUUGGUAACCAGGGGCAAUUCCAGGAUUUGUUGAAUUCUAACUUGAUAAACGUUAUGAUAUCCGUCAAGUUCUUCUUAAAUGAAAUCGUUCCCCAGACAAUGCGUCAACAUGGCGACCGUGAUCAGCCGCCAGGGUUCUACAUUAUCAAUACAACUAAUACUAUAUCUUUGCAUGCACCAGCUUUUGCAGGCUACUUUGCAGCUAGCAAAGCCGGUCUCAACCAAUUCCAUGAAAGUUUGACGUCAGAAUUGGGAUUCUAUAAUAAUGACUGCAGAAUAAAAACACUAUUAGCAUUUCUACCGUUUUACAGCACGCAUACAGUUAGCAACGUCCCUUGGGCCGAGUAUGCGGGGGUUUUUAUACGAGCAUUGAAAUUAGGUAGAAGUGGGGAGAUGACCUUGAACUUUGUUCCGGGCAGGUUCUCUGUGGCGAAGUUCACGGCGAUGAGCCACCGUACACGGUACUGGCGGGCAUAUGAACCUUACUGGUGGGAGAAGCUAUUGGUGGCUGUCUCACAUGGCUAUCCCCAUGUUACGAACUAUCUAAAGCCUCCAAGGAAUGUAACGAGCAUAGCUUCGCCUAGUUCACGUCACGUGAACUAA
Molecule: messenger RNA, 1104 nt
Organism: Eremothecium sinecaudum
Lineage: Eukaryota; Fungi; Ascomycota; Saccharomycetes; Saccharomycetales; Saccharomycetaceae
Gene: SRL4
Product: Srl4p
Exons: 1
Coding region: 1-1104 (367 amino acids)
Molecular function (GO): oxidoreductase activity, acting on the CH-OH group of donors, NAD or NADP as acceptor
Source: RefSeq, a predicted model, not a curated record